Messenger RNA from Pseudonaja textilis, 969 nucleotides. The record is from RefSeq and is a predicted model, not a curated record. NCBI's taxonomy places the organism in Eukaryota, Metazoa, Chordata, Lepidosauria, Squamata, Elapidae.
AUGAGUUCAGCUGAAGAAACUGAAAAUAUUAAAACAUUAUUUCAUUACCAGUAUUCGUUUGUAAUUUCAAAGAUCAUAUUUAGUGCAAGUCAGCUGGGUGUCUUUGAUUUGCUGAGGGAGUCGGGGGAACUGCUAUCAUCUGUGACUGUGGCUGAGCGCUUGAACACCAGUCUCAUUGGGAUGCAGACACUGCUGAGGGCCUGUGUGGGGUUAAAGGUUCUGAAAGUGGAAUGGAAGGAUGGCAAAGACCUUUAUGGGAACACAGAGUUUGCUGAUCUCUUUCUGGCUAAAUCAAGUCCAAAGUCUCAGUAUUAUUCCAUGAAGUUCUGUUCGGAAUUCACAUAUUCGUCAUUGCAAUACUUGCCUGAAAUUGUGAGAUCAAAUGAAGGUGCCGAAAGCCUUUUUAGGUACACGAAUGAAAGUUGGACUCUGUAUGGAAAAGAAGUUGUAUCUUCAUUUGAUCUUUCUGGUUUUCAGCUCAUUUAUAAUCUAGAUGGAAACAAUGUUUGCUUAGCCAAGGAAUUAAUUUCAAAGUACCCAAAUUGUACUGUGAAACUUUGUGACCUUCCUGAAAUUGUGGAAAAAUCAAAAAAAUAUAGUUUAUUUUCAGAUGGUUCCCGGAUCUCUUUCCAUGAAGGGGAUUGUUUUAAAGAUCCAAUUCCUGAAGCAGAUCUAUACAUAUUAUCAAAAGUCAUGUAUAAUUGGAGUGAUGAAAAGUGCAUCCAGCUGCUAACAAAAUUAUUUAUGGCCUGUAAGCCAGGUGGUGGAGUUUUACUGGUGGAACCAACUGUUGAUGAAGACAUAUCGGAGUCUCUUCCUGCUCAUUUGUACUGCAUUGUAAUGUUGCUUUACUCUGAAGGAAAAACACGGAAAGCAUCGGAGCAUCAUACGCUCUUCAACACAGCUGGCUUUAAAGAUGUUCAGUUCAAAAAAGGAUAUGUCUUUGAUGUCAUUUUGGCCAUAAAAUAA